This is a messenger RNA of Anopheles cruzii, 846 nucleotides long. Its product is annotated as death-associated protein 1. The coding region runs from base 268 to 558 and encodes 96 amino acids. Lineage: Eukaryota; Metazoa; Arthropoda; Insecta; Diptera; Culicidae. The record is from RefSeq and is a predicted model, not a curated record. Gene Ontology annotation, molecular function: death domain binding. Gene Ontology annotation, biological process: negative regulation of autophagy; cellular response to amino acid starvation; apoptotic signaling pathway. The transcript has 3 exons.
GUUGCCUUCGUGGAGGCCGCGAGUUACUGUCAAAAGGCGUAAACUUCGCAGCCAUUGGAUUUUCUCACAGCGUGUUCUCCGCUGGAAAGUUGUUUUCCUUCUUUUAGUCUCGUGGCAAUCGAAGUGACGAUAAGAGAUAAGAGCCGCCCAUUGUACACGCCUCGUCGUCGUCGUCGUCGUAAUAGCCCAGUUGCAUUAGAACCUGCAUAGCGGGACGGUACAGUGCCACAGCAAGCCCACGUAGUAACUACGUAGCAAAAAGAAAAGAUGGCUGAUGAAGACAAGGUCGCAGGGCGCCUUCCGGCAGUGAAAGCCGGUGGAAUGCGCAUUGUGCAACACAAAACUCCUAGCAACGAACGGCCUGCUAAGGAUCCGGUAGAGGUGAUCGGGCUUUCGAACCCGGCCCCGAACGUAAACACGGGAGAGGUGGCCCAAUCGGCCACGAAUCCGAAGACGGCCGAGCACUCCGUGGAGGCAACGCAAGUCGCUCACGCCCAGAAACCGCCAGCAGCCGUACACCACAAGCCCGUGAACCAUAUUCAGCAGCCCCGGAAGUGAGCCCGCGAGCGGAAAGAAGUCACCGUUUCUACAAAAUUAUUACCUCUCGAGAAAGCGUUUACUCUGGCCCCAUGCUGAACCGGACCGAACAUGCAUUCGCGCUAUAUUUGCAUUCCACUACUGCAACCACAUUACCGAUCACGAGCGAGAUCACCUCGAUCGAUGUUAUGAGCGCGUUUACAACAUUUAUCUUUUCCGUCAACUUGUUUUUCGAUAAACUUUACUUUCCACAAAUUCUUCCCCUUUUACUUUACAACCAACCGGAUGUAGAAGGGCCAAAACGACAUU